This is a messenger RNA of Hippopotamus amphibius kiboko, 866 nucleotides long. It is a transcript of the gene PRDX5, whose product is annotated as peroxiredoxin 5. The record is from RefSeq and is a predicted model, not a curated record. The transcript is spliced from 6 exons. NCBI's taxonomy places the organism in Eukaryota, Metazoa, Chordata, Mammalia, Artiodactyla, Hippopotamidae. Gene Ontology annotation, molecular function: thioredoxin peroxidase activity. Gene Ontology annotation, cellular component: cytoplasm; mitochondrion; peroxisome. Gene Ontology annotation, biological process: hydrogen peroxide catabolic process; cell redox homeostasis; cellular response to oxidative stress. The coding region runs from base 59 to 718 and encodes 219 amino acids.
CAGCUUUGUACCGCAGCGGUGAGGUAGGGGCGGGGCAGUGGUGGCUUAGAGACCCGGCAUGCCGGUGGCGUGCCUGCGCAUCUUGGGUAGUAGAGCUGGCUCGGUGGUCUCCUCUGCGACCACCCUUGAGUGUGCGGCAGCGGCAGCAGCGGCAGCCGGAAGGUGCCUGAAAGGAGGUCUAGAGUGGACGUUUGCUGGGGUCCGAGGUUUCAGAAGCGCCGCUGUAGCCAUGGCCCCAAUCAAGGUUGGAGAUGCCAUCCCAUCAGUGGUGGUAUUUGAAGGGGAGCCUGGGAACAAGGUGAACCUGGCAGAGCUGUUCAAGGGCAAGAAGGGGGUGCUGUUUGGAGUCCCUGGGGCCUUUACCCCCGGCUGUUCCCAGACCCACCUGCCAGGGUACUUGGAGCAGGCAGAUGCUCUGAAGGCCAAGGGGAUCCAGGUGGUGGUGUGUGUGAGCGUGAAUGAUGUCUUUGUGACGAAAGAGUGGGGACAAGCCCACAACACAGAGGGCAAGGUUCGGCUCCUGGCAGACCCCACUGGGGCCUUUGGGAAGGAGACAGAUUUGUUACUAGAUGAUUCACUGGUGUCCCUCUUUGGGAAUCGACGGCUGAAGAGGUUCUCCAUGGUGAUAGAGGAUGGCAUCGUCAAGUCCCUGAACGUGGAGCCAGAUGGCACAGGCCUCACCUGCAGCCUGGCCCCCAACAUCAUCUCACAGCUCUGAGACCUCGGGCCCAGAUGUACUCCUUCUACCCUUUCCUAUUUCGCCUGCCCAGCCCUGAGCAGAGGGCCCCAGCCUAGCCUCAGUUGGGGCUACUCAAUUGGAACCUUGACCAGAUUUCUGCAGUAAACACUUCUGGUCCACGUCUGUC